Molecule: messenger RNA, 1696 nt
Organism: Drosophila hydei
Lineage: Eukaryota; Metazoa; Arthropoda; Insecta; Diptera; Drosophilidae
Product: 4-coumarate--CoA ligase 1-like
Exons: 5
Coding region: 37-1644 (535 amino acids)
Biological process (GO): fatty-acyl-CoA biosynthetic process; long-chain fatty acid metabolic process
Molecular function (GO): long-chain fatty acid-CoA ligase activity
Source: RefSeq, a predicted model, not a curated record
GUUGCAGCAAACACUAUUCUGGUCAACUCAACAACAAUGGAAAGCAAAUGGAAUAGCAUCGAUAGAACAUGGAGUGCCUCCUGCCGGAGCUCCAUGUAUAGCUCAGAUACAUCUGCGGGUCGAAUCAUUUUCAAUAACAUGAAGAACUGGCCAAGUAACGUUUGCCAGAUAUCAGAUAUUGACGGAGUGACGGUGACCUUUGAACAGGCCCUCAAGUGGUCCAUUCGCAUAGCCCAGUUCCUCAAGAAACGUGGAUUUGACCACAACAGCGUCGUUGGAAUUGCAGCUGCCAAUAGCACUUAUGUCAUGCCACUGGCCGUGGGUUGUUUAUUUAAUGGCACACCAUUCCACGCUAUCAAUCCAAUUUUGGACGAGGGUACUAUCAACUACAUGUUCGAGAUAACCAAGCCAAAGCUGAUAUUCUGUGACAAACAGGAGUACAACAAAAUUGUCGCGGCCACCAAGGAUUGGAGUCCCGAGGUGUACACCGUCAGCGAGCCCAUAGAGGGCAAGCCCAGCAUACAGAGUCUAUUGGAGCCCACGAAUACGGAAAAGUUCUACCAUCCGGAGCCCCUGAAAAAUGGCCGCGAUCAAACUGUGGUCAUCCUCUGCUCGUCUGGAACUACGGGAAUGCCGAAGGCGGUGUGCAUAUCCAAUAGUGUGCUCAUACAGGAUAAUUUGUUUGUCAACAGUGAAACGGUUUAUUUUAUUCAGAGUGGAUUGGAUUGGAUUUCCGGUCUGUGGGCUUUCAUGUUCAGCGUGGUCUACGGCAGCACUCGCGUCUUAUCGAAUAAGCCCUUUUCCCCUGAGAACAUUGUGGAGCUAGUGCAGAAAUACAAAAUAAACUAUGUGACCAUGGCACCAUCCCAGAUGGCAGCUCUGGCCAGUUGUCCUGCAGCCACAACGAGCUCCUUGGCGACAUUGCGUAAUGUGAACUAUGGCGGUAGCAUUGCUUCGGACGCGACGCUGAAGCGCUUGCGGGAGCUCUGCCCGCAGGCGACACUCAACUCAGCCUAUGCGAUGACUGAAUUGGGACUGAUUACGCUGAAUGCCGGCGUCCAGAAAGCCUCAGCUGCCGGCAGGCCGAUGCCGGGCAUGACCAUACGUAUCGUGGAUGAGAAUGAGAAUAGCUUGGCCCACAAUGAGAUCGGUGAGAUCUAUGUGCGCUCCGCCAUCAAGUGGAAUGGAUACUACGGCAAUCCCGUUGCCACAAUGGAAAUUUUGGACUCAGAGGGCUGGCUGCAUACCGGGGACUUGGGCUACUUCAGUGACGACAACUAUCUCCACGUAGUUGAUCGCAAAAAGGAGGUACUCAAGUACAAGGGCAUUCACUACUGGCCCACUGAAAUCGAGAACGUGAUCAGAGAGCUGCCGCAGGUGCGCGAUGUCUGUGUUGUGGGCGUGCACGUAGAUCUCAUAAUGGAUGCGGCCACCGCCCUGGUGGUCAAGGUGCCAGGCAGCGAGAUCAGUCACGACGAAAUUGUGAAUCACGUGGCCAAGCGCCUGCCCACCAUAAACAAGCAGCUGCACGGCGGUGUUCGAUUCACCGAAAGGCUGCCCUUCAACAACAAUGGUAAGGCCAUGCGAAAGGCAGCCCUCGAGCUGCUGAUGUCGCUUGGAGGAAUUACAACUAAUCCAAAGUAACAAAAAUAUGAAAAAGUACAUUUUAAUUUAGUUUUAUAUCUAUUUUAUAGUC